Messenger RNA from Ceratitis capitata (Mediterranean fruit fly), 1363 nucleotides. Its product is annotated as probable deoxyhypusine synthase. NCBI's taxonomy places the organism in Eukaryota, Metazoa, Arthropoda, Insecta, Diptera, Tephritidae. The coding region runs from base 161 to 1288 and encodes 375 amino acids. Gene Ontology annotation, molecular function: deoxyhypusine synthase activity. The record is from RefSeq and is a predicted model, not a curated record. Gene Ontology annotation, biological process: peptidyl-hypusine biosynthetic process. Gene Ontology annotation, cellular component: cytoplasm. The transcript has 2 exons.
CCCUAUUUCUCAAUGAACAUGUGUUUUUUCAAUUCUAACAUUCAGUGUUUUGAGUAAAAUCAAAAUAAAACUUAAUUUUGAGAAAUUUUACGGAGUACAGUAAAUUUUGCUAUAUUUAUUUAAUAUUAAGCUAUAUUUUUGAAAAAAAAAGAAAAAGAAAAUGUCGUUAGAACCUGAUAUUGCAAAAGAAGCUGUUCUUAAACGUAGUGAAAAUAUACCAGAAGGUACAUCAAUUGUAAAGGGAUAUGAUUGGAAUCAAGGAAUUGAUUAUUCCAAAUUAUUGCAAUCGUAUGUUAAUACUGGCUUUCAGGCCACGAAUCUUGGUUUGGCAAUAAAGGAGAUAAAUAAAAUGCUUGAUUGCCGGCAAGAGCCUGUCAAACCGGAAGAGGAGGAUGCGCACGAAUCAGACGAAUUUAUUAAACGGAAGCACCGCUGUACAAUUUUUCUCGGAUUUACUUCUAAUUUAGUAUCGUCGGGCUUACGUGAAACAUUACGUUUUCUUGUUGAACAUAAAAUGGUGGACUGCGUGGUAACCACUGCAGGAGGAAUUGAGGAGGACUUUAUUAAAUGUCUUGCGCCUACAUACAUGGGUUCAUUUGAAUUACCUGGACGAGAUUUACGAGAUCGUGGAAUAAAUCGUAUUGGUAACUUACUUGUGCCCAACGAUAAUUAUUGCAAAUUUGAAGAUUGGUUGAUGCCCCUAUUAAAUGAAAUGGUUGAAGAGCAGAAAACUGGGAGUAUAGUUUGGUCUCCAUCACUCAUUAUUCAUCGGCUUGGUGAACGGAUCAAUGAUCCCAGUUCAAUAUAUUACUGGGCUGCAAAAAACAAGAUUCCGGUGUUUUGUCCGGCACUUACCGAUGGCAGCCUAGGUGACAUGAUGUAUUUUCACUCGUUCAGACACCCCGGCUUAGUAGUGGAUAUUUUGUCGGAUUUGCGGCGUUUGAACACAAUGUCUGUAAAAGCAAUUAAAAGUGGAAUGAUUAUAAUAGGUGGCGGAAUAAUAAAACAUCAUAUUUGCAAUGCGAAUUUGAUGAGAAAUGGAGCCGACUUUUCCGUUUUUAUUAACACUGCUUCUGAAUUUGAUGGCAGCGACAGUGGCGCUCGGCCGGAUGAGGCUAUUUCUUGGGGAAAGAUACGUAAAGAUGCUACACCUGUAAAAGUAUAUGCUGAGGCUAGUUUAGUUGUGCCAUUGAUCGUUGGAGAAACUUUCGUUAAAAGGUAUUUUGAAGAAAAAAGUAAGAAUACGAAUAAAAAUAAAGAUAUAGCCAAUAAAGAAGAUCAAUUUUAACAAAAACUUGAAUAGACAGAUAUCAGUUCCGGUAUAAAUGUACAACAAAAGCAAUUUCGAAAUGCGUAUAUAGCA